UGAGCGCGAGGCGCAGGUGAACGAGCUCUCUCUCCCUCUUUUAAACCUGUAAACAAAGAGACAGAGAAACAACAUGGAAGCGACGCCCGGGCUUCAGUUUCACAGAAACCGGCUCCCUGCGUGUCUCUCCGUCUGGGGCGAGAUCAGUGUUUGAUCCCAACAGCCUGAUACACAGAGCAUCGCCAGACACUCCGCGAAGGGCUUACACAUGUAAUAAGACAGCCAGUCGAUCCAGAGAGCAGAGGCAAACCGGACCCGUGGACGUCUUCGGCCAUGGCGAGCCAGGAUGCCUCCAACCGGUCACACGCGACUUUUGACCUCUUCAUUCAAGCCCCGAGCUGUGAGGAGGUGAUGCAGCACUUCGCAGACCUCUGCAGGCAGCUGGACAUCGACCCAAAGGACUUCAGGAACUUCUACACCCAGCUGAAGGAGAAGCUGAACUACUGGAAGGCCAAAGCCUUGUGGAGCAAGCUGGACAAGCGAGCUUCUCAUGCAGAUUACCAGCAGGGAAAAGCAUGCACCAAAAACAAGUGUCUGGUGCUGGGUGCUGGUCCAUGCGGACUGAGAGUGGCCAUCGAGCUGGCUCUGCUGGGCGCCCAGGUGGUGGUGUUGGAGAAGAGAGAGUCCUUCUCCAGGAAUAAUGUCCUCCAUCUCUGGCCCUACACCAUCUGCGACCUCCGCGGACUCGGCGCCAAAAAGUUUUACGGCAAAUUCUGCUCCGGCUCUCUGGAUCACAUCAGCAUUCGUCAGCUGCAGCUGAUCCUCCUGAAAGUGUCUCUUCUCCUCGGUGUGGAGGUGAACACCGGCGUGGAGUUUCAGGGCCUGAUCGAGCCCUCGGGAGAGAACGGCUGGAUGGCCAAACUGCAGCCGCGCUCUCACCCUGCCUCAGCGUUUCAAUUCGACGUCUUCAUCUCUGCUGGUGGAGGCAGGUUUGUCCCUGAUGGUUUCAAACACAAGGAGCUGAGAGGAAAGCUGGCUAUCGGCAUCACGGCCAAUUUCGUCAAUGGAAAUACAGCCGCCGAGGCUCAAGUGGCAGAGAUCAGCGGCGUGGCCCGAAUCUAUAACCAGAAGUUUUUUCAAGAGCUGCUGACCGAGACGGGUAUUGAUUUGGAGAAUAUUGUCUACUACAAAGACGACACCCACUACUUUGUCAUGACUGCCAAAAAGAAGAGCUUGCUGAAGAAGGGGGUCAUUAAACAGGACUACAGCGAUGCAGAGCAGCUGCUGGCUCCUGAGAACGUGGACCACGAGGCUUUGUGUCACUAUGCCCACGACGCAGCCCACUUCUCCACCGGCGGGAAACUGUCAGACCUGGAGUUCGCUCAGAAUCACGCCAACCAGCCCGACGUGGCCAUGUUCGACUUCACCUGCAUGCACCGAGCUGAGAAUGCCUCGCUGGUCAGGGAGAGGAGGGGCAGGAAGCUGCUGAUGGGUCUGGUUGGAGACUGCCUGGUGGAGCCGUUCUGGCCUCUGGGCACGGGCAUCGCCCGUGGCUUCAUGGCUGCUUUCGACACAGCGUGGAUGGUGCGGAGCUGGGGAAUGGGGGUCCCUCAUUUCAAAGUUCUGGCUGAGCGAGAAAGCAUCUACCAGCUCCUGUCUCAGACCACGCCGGAAAACACCAGCAAGAACUACGCUGCGUACAGCAUCAACCCCAAAACACGAUACCAGAGCGUCAACCUGUCCUCCAUCCAGCCGCACCAGGUGCAGAACCUUUAUGACGGUGAUAAAUCUCAUCCAUCGACCAGGAAACUCAAGGACAAAGGGUCUCACACACACCAAGAUUCAGUGAGUGGUUUUGAGGAGCUGUUGAAAUGGUGCCAGAAACACACCUCAGGUUAUGAGGAUGUGAAUAUCAAAGACUUCACUCAGUCGUGGAGGUCCGGACUGGCUCUGUGUGCCCUGAUCCACCACUUCAGACCCAAGCUCAUUGACAUGGCCUCCCUGGACAAGUCAAACAUUGUUCACAACAACCAGCUGGCCUUCAGCGUGCUGGAGAAGGAGCUGGGCAUCCCACCGGUCAUGUCUCCGUCCGACCUGGCCAACAGCGAACACAUCGACAGGCUGUCUAUGGUGCUCUACCUCACGCAGGUCCGAAGCGCUUUCAGUGUGCCAACAAAAGAACCUGAAGCCUUCCGGCCGUCGUCCAAGCCCCUGACUCUCUCCCAGACACAGGCUGCCGUCUUCUUCCUGAACACACUGAAGCACAACUCUCUGCAAAGACGCAAGGAGAAACUGCAAUCUGAGAAGAGAACAGCAACGUUAAGAAGGAUGGGAGAUGACGACAGUUCACUAGCGCCUCCAGUAUCCCCUGAACUCGCACCCGAUAUGGCUCCCGAGCCUGAGCCCUGCACCUCUGUGCCGAUGACCAACAGCGAGGAGUGUUACUUCUGCGGCCAGAGAGUGUACGUGCUGGAGCGCAUCAGCGCUGAGGGCAAGUUCUUCCACCGAAGCUGCUUCAAUUGCCAUCGAUGUGGCAUUACGCUCCGGCUGGGAGGAUACACGUUUGACCAGAAUACAGGGAAAUUCUACUGUGAGCUGCACUCUGAAGAACUGGAGCGGGCUGAAACGUCUUGUAAGGACAGCAAAAAUGAAAAUGAAGCAGAUGGGCUUUCCAGUGAUGAUUACACCCUCUCUCCCUCGGAUGAAGAGUUUGAACACGCUCCAGACCGUGAUCCCACUUCGCACACACCUAAAGUGGAGGAUCAGCUUGUGCCUAAACCCAAAGAAGAUCCCGAAAAAACACAAAUGCCCAAAACUCCCAAAGACCUUCCAUUUAAAUCUGAGGUGGCAGCACCUCCCGAAGAGGAAAUCCUCCCAGUCCCGAAGCCACGCAACUCCCGGCAGACGUCUCCCAGCCCUCAGCCCUCUCCGCCAGUAGCAAAGCCUCGCACACUGCACCUUUCUAAUCCCUCCAAUCCAGACAAGCCCCCGCCUUCAUCCCCCGCGAGCAACGCCUCCAACGCAGGGCCAGACUCCCGGCCCAAACAGUCACUGCGAAAGCUUAAGCUCACAGACGAGGAGAGGGACCAGCUGGUGAACCUCCAGAGCUUCAGCGCCGACUCGGACUCGGAGACCCACGGCGGUUCCUCCUCCUGCUCCUCUUCUUCGGCCAACGCAGGAGGUCCUGCUAAACCGGAGGGCCUGGACGGCCCUGAGGAGGAGGGCUACUGGAGCGGCAGCACCGCCGGUCACUUCCGGGAAAAGAGGAACCGCCGCUGCUUCAAGAGGAAAGAGAUGCCAAGCGGGCAGACCAGGGUUCGCUCCAAAUUUUCCCCCUGGAACCUGUCGUCCCCGAGAAUCACCACCCGGCUCAGUGUCCUCGUGACUCAGCCGGGGAGAGCCGAAACGACAUUCAGACAUGCUCACAGUGCUUCAGAGGAGGGCGCUGAGGGAGACGACGACGACGACGACGAAGAUGACGAUGACAUGUUUGAACAAUAUGAAACUGACCCGUUUGAUAUGAAAAAUGUGCCUUCUGACCCGGUGGAGGCUGAGAAGCUGGAGCUGAUGAAGAUGAAGACACUGGAGCGGCGAGCCAAGAUGAGCGAACUUCAACGAUUCCGCCAAGCUCAGUCGAUCCAGAGAAGACUGGAGGAGAUCGAGGUGACCUUCAAAGACCUGGAGGACAAAGGUGUGGCGCUGGAGCAAACUUUGCGAGGAGAAGCAGGCAGCAGCGGCGCCGAUAUGAUCGAGCAGUGGAUCCAGCUCGUGCACGAGAAGAACGCGCUGGUCUCUGAGGAAUCGGACCUCAUGGUGGCGUCUCGACAGCUGGAACUGGAGGACAAGCAGAGCGCCUUGGAGCUGGAGCUCAGGAAAUACAUGGAGCUGAGCGACAAGACGUCGGAGCAGCAGGUGGAGGAGGAGCGGGUCCUCCAGCAGAUGCUGGAGGUGGUGGACAUGAGGGACUCCCUGGUGUCGUUCCUGGAGGAGAAGAGGCUGAAGGAGAUGAGCGAGGAGCAGGAGGCUUUCUCCAUCAUGGAGGCCAAGCGCCACUCCAAGGCUGAAUCUCAGGUUCACUGGGCGUGAGGCUUCCGCCAGACCCGGGCCCUGCUUUUGUUUUUUUUUUUUUUUUGCGUGCACCGCUGUGUGACACCCGCUGGGUUCAGGAACCUGAAAAUUUUCACCAAAGCCAAAGACGUGACUCAGAAGGUGACGCACCUCGGGCGGCGGUUCUCUCGACGGACGGGAUUAAGCCGAAGCGCCUGAGCCUGGAGGCUGAAUGAAACAUCAGUUGCAGUCGUCCCCCUAGAGGGAGACAUAAGCCUGGAGAUGGGAGUCGUAAAGCUGCCGCAGCUCUCGACUCUGCAGCUAAGCCCUUCCUGCCAUCACACCGGGGUCACGGCAACAGUCCACAUAUGGAAAAACCGUCUUUAUCGUCUGCUGCGCCAUCGAACCACCAACAGACGAUCGUUACCCAGCCGGGGACUCGGCCUGGCUUAGUGUCAAAAACGUGACUCCAUUGCAAAGCCGACACGAGCAGCGUUAAAGUCGCAGCAGUGAGAAUCCUGCCACAUCUGACUCUGCAGCCUUAGAAGUAGAAAACGCAGGACGAACUUAUGUUUUUUUGAUAAUUAGAGGUAGAGAUCUUCAUUAGUUUAUUCAUGUCAUCAUGAUGAAAUGAGACUGUCUACAUAAAAUACAUAUCUGAAGUCUAUCUUUAAUAUUUGUACACUGAUGAAAUAUAUGAAUAUAUACCGUCACCCUCUUAAACUAAUAGCUAAAGUCAUUUUCUUCAAGGUCUUUCUUUUUUCUUUUUUUUUUUUUUUUUUUUUACCAAAUAUAAAGUAUUUGAUUUUUAAAAAUAAAUGAGAUUUAGGAUUAAUAAAACCUCCUCCUAAUGUAAAAAAGACCAAUAGCUCAAUACUUUUGGCCAUUUUAAAUGUAAAAAAAGCCAGAAAUGUUCCACAUUUCCAAUAGUAGAGUAAGUUACUGCAUAGAUGAAGUAGAAUCACUGCAGUCAUUACAUUAAGUUUCUACUAUUUCAUCACAUUAUUGGCUUUUUUCCAUUGACAAUGGCUCACAGUAUAACACUAUUGUCCUUUAUUACAUGAUUAGUUGGGUUAAACUGAUGUUUAACCCAAGGCGGACUUGACUUGGCCAUUAGUUUAGGAUGAUGGUGAUAUAUUGAGGUUAAUAAGAGGGAUUUGAAAUAUUGUGCAAUUGAAACGCUCUGUUAUUUUUUUUUGUUUUCAUAUUUGAAUGUUGAAGACUUUACGAGCACUUCUGCUGUCCACCUUCCUGAUCGCAUGUCGAAUAGUUAAUCUCAGGGGUUUGAUUGUUCAGUCCUCUCGGGUCAGCGUUCGCUGAUGGCCUUCGACAUUCGGCUGCUGUGUGACAUGGACACAGGAGGGUUCUCCGGGGUGAGUUUAUUCAAAAAUAGGAGGAAAACAAAACCCACAUGUGGUCCAGGUUCAUCUAUUUAUAAAUGCCAUCAUCUGUCAUUGGCAGGUGUUCCUGUUCAUGUGCUGGAUCAAUAGCCAAACUCUACAAAGCCCAGUUUGUCGUUAGUGAAAAAAGAGCCUUAUACAGUCAUUGUACUGCUGCCAUUUGGUGCCACCUGGACAGCACUUCACAGUAUAUCAAAUAAAGAUCAUGCACUUUGA
Molecule: messenger RNA, 5603 nt
Organism: Salarias fasciatus (jewelled blenny)
Lineage: Eukaryota; Metazoa; Chordata; Actinopteri; Blenniiformes; Blenniidae
Gene: mical1
Product: microtubule associated monooxygenase, calponin and LIM domain containing 1
Exons: 25
Coding region: 274-4026 (1250 amino acids)
Molecular function (GO): protein binding
Source: RefSeq, a predicted model, not a curated record